UCCUGGGUUCUGCACUGCAGGGGGAGAUGCUUUUAGAAAGGACUUAAUUCCCUUUAGCUUUUAAAACAUGCACUCCUGCGUUAUAUCCUCUGUGAUGCACUGGGGGAGAAGUGCCUGCUGUUACAGUUCGAGGUUCUUGGCAGCUUUCCUGUUCAUAAGAUGUGCAGCAGGAGCCGGUAGCCCCAUACUGCUGAAGUGGCAGUGAGGAGUAAACUCAGUUCUCACUUCCUACCAACAACUCCCCAGCAGCACUGGAUGUCAGCAGUUUUAUUUAGAUACUGGUAUUGGUUUAAUUUGAUUGUACUAUAAAUUAAUAAGUCCUGAUUGCAUUCAAUUGAACUCCUGCUUUACUUAGUCCUGUUGCAUUUAUUGUCUUAAAUGUCAGUGCUGCUACAGAUGAUGGAAACAGAUUUAUGCAUCCUCUGCCUGUGAUCUCUGGAUUGCUAUCUGUACUGAUGACUAAAAGCUUCCCUAACAGAACUGUGAUUUUUCUUUGUUUUUUCUGGACAAGGUUUCAAUUUAAGCAGGAGGAUGUUCCUAAAAGCUGCUGCCAUUGAAGUGUUGGUGGGGUAGCUCUGAGUUCUCUGCAGUAGAUGUCUGUGCUGUGAUCUCUCUGUUGUAACUGCUGCAGAUGCAGCAGCUCCAAACGGAUUAACCUCGGGCAGAGUGGUUUGCUCAAGCUGAGAAUGUGUCCAGUGCUGUGUGGUAUCUCUGAGCUGCUCUCAGCUGUCUGCAUUCAGUGACAGCUAAAUCCAGAACUUACUGAGGUUUUGGUAAUUUGGAUGGACAAGGUAUGGCAGCUUUAGUUUCAGCAGUUCACGGCAGCGCUGUGCAUCACUGUCUGACUGCUCUUUGUCAUACUUGGGUCUGUUAAAUGAGAGCUGCUCAGGUGGCAUUGCAUUGCCACCACCGCCCAGGGCUGGCUGUGCUUGUGCCAACAGCAGCGGCUGUGGCUCUGAGGCAGGGAGGCCACACCAAAAAGACAAGCUGGGUGUAUGGCAGCUCUUGUUCCCUUUCCUCUGGUGGAGAUGUGGGAGGGGAGGUGGCUCCGUGCUUCCAUUUCUGGAGAGGGGCUGCAACUCACAGCCGGUCCUGCUGCGCUCUGGAGUCAGUGGUCCUCUUGUUACACUGGCCGAUAGGAGACUGUUGCACUUCUGUGUUGCUGCUCUUUGUAUUUGUUUGGCACACUCCAGGAGAGAUUGCCCACGCUCACCAUCCCAGACCCAGCACAGUAAGCCAAAUGGAGAGGAGUUACCUUCAGAAAGAUAAAGGAGAAGUGGCCCAAGGAGAAAUGUUAAUGUCACAAAAUUGCCUUUAUCUUGUAUCCUAAGCAACAAAUGGGACGGCCAGACUGAAAAACCAUUGCCUUCUCAAGUGGAAGAGACGGUGCUGUGUGCCAGGAGCCAUGGGGCCACCUGGCUGUGGUGUUGUGGGUGUUCCCAGCUCCUGGGCAAGGCGUCCUUGGUGGAGCUGUGGGUCAGCAGAGGGCAGUCCUGCCUGGCAAGAGCUGAGAGCCUGGAGGUGAACGAAGAUGUGCUCACUGAUGCAAGGCCGAUGGUGCCCUGCAGCAGGGGCUUGUUGCUGAGGCAGUCCUGUUGUGGUGGAUUUGGCAUCUUCAGUGUAACAUAUGGUGUAUUUUCCAGGUAAAAUCAAGUUGAUGUUUUUCCAUUUAUGAAUAAUGCUUCAUGGAUUUGACCAAGUUGAGUGCCUAGUGCUGGAUAGUUGUCCAAAGCUGCUGAUAGCUCUGGAUAACUUAUUUCCUAGUCUGUUCAAUGAAUGUUAAGGGGAGAAGGUAAGACAUCCCCUGAGCCUAAACUAAUAAAAAGUAAGGCUGAGUUAUCUGACACUGGACUUUGUUCAGCUGAAGAAUGCGUCACAGGACAGGCGCUCAGUUCCUGACAGUGACUGAUGGAUGUGACUCAGACUCUAAAUGGCAAACUGGUUCUUGUAUUGAUUGAAAUGCAUUUGUGUUCCUUGCUGAGGGAGAAGGGAAAAGUUUGAUUUGGUGAGUGCAGAUGCAUUUCCAUAUUAUGCUACUGUAUGAAUGGAACAUCAGUUUUCAAUCCAUCUUGUUUCCCAUCUGUAUACAGUGUCCACGCUUAAUGAAAUUGUGGUACUUUUAAAAGCAGCUGAUUUCAUUUUCAUAUAACACAAGAAGCUACAGUAUGUUUUUUCUCCUAACAGUUUUUCCCUUGGAACCAGCAGAUGCUGUCAGGUUUAGGUCUUAUGUGGGUUUCAGAGGUUCCAAACUCUGCUGCAGUGUAAGCACAGCUGGUAGUGAGUGAAGAGUGUAGUAGGCUCCAGUCUUCUCUGAAGUGUACAAGUUUAGUGUCAGUGCAAUAAUAGAUACUUAUUUUAUUAAUUUCUAGUCUGCCUCUCAGCCCUGGCAGACUAAGUUGAUGAAAAACACUACAUGCCUUCCUUUCCCUUAGUCAGUAAAGGAUGGGAAUGGAGAGCACUGUUGGAGCUUGGUGGAGAAAAAGCAUGUCCUGAUCAUCUGGAGGAACAGAUAGAGGGGCUCCUUCCUCAGUUGUAACGGAAACAGUGUCUGUAAUGAUGUGCAAGCCACAUGACUUUUGCUUGUUAAAUUAGUCAUAAAUCCACAUUGAUCAGUUCAGUGAUAGUCCCACAAAGCCCAAGCUGUCUUCCCACAUCUUCUCUCGCCAUGGUGCAGGAUGAGCUUUACAUCAGGUGCCAGCAGACCUACCAGCCCCAGCUGGAGCUGGGCUCAGCCCCUGUGCCUGCACAUGCCCUGCUCUGUGCAGCAGGCCUUGGGAGCUGUGUCACAGGUUGGUCCUGCCUGAGAAGGCUGGGGGAUGUAGUGAACAGAGAGAGUGAACAUUUUGUACUCCUUCCUCUGUAUUUUAUAGACCAAGCUGAAGUAUUUCUUACUCCAUGGUGCUGUACUCUGCAAAACAGGCAUUACUGCCUGGGAAUUGGUGUAUGUUAUGUGAUAGCUGGGAUGCUGAGGCACUAACGGGGCUAGAAAUGGCUAGAGUUUGGAAAUGUCAUUCAUCUUGCUGCUGGGAUAGAAGGCUGUAGCCAGUGGGGUGGAUGUGCAGUAGUUUCCUGUUAGCAAUGGAGAAAUUACCCAAUCGGCCAUCAUUAGAUCUCAGUUGUUGGUGCAGUUGUAGCACAGGUCUGGGGGUUUAACAGGGUCAGUACUUGUGAGAGGACACCAAGGUGAAAUGCAGAAACAAAUGCAAUAUUUGUAUUUGUAUGCGUUAUCUGUGCAAAUCAGUGCAUCUUCACCAGUGCAACACUGCUGAGAAGCAGAUGGAAGUCAUGCUGGAAUACGGAUGUGUUACUUGAGUUUCCUGAAAAUUUUGUGGGAGAAACACUCCUUGCUUGAAGCACUCGGGAUGCGUAGCUCUGGGGGUGUUAGCAUGGGCAGAAGGACUUCAGCCCUUUGGAACAGCAGGGUUUCAGUGUGCGUGAAGCAAUAAAUGUGAAGCUGAAGCUUUCCUGCUUUCAGUAGACCUACAUCUAUAGGAAAACGAAGUGGCUAUUUUCCUGCCAUAAGAAUGAAAUAAUCAGGUGUAUUGCCUUUAGAAGAGGGGGUGAAUUUCUUUCAGCAAGAAAAUGGAUUCUUUUCAGUAAAUAAGCUAUGGUGAGCACCGUGUGGUAAAUGAAGUGUUUUCUGCCUAAAUCAAUCAUCUUUACAGGCCUUCUUCUGCACUAGCACGUUGUGAUUUGACUUAGUGAUGGUGCAGUCCUUGCCCCCCUCCCUUGAUCCUGGUCCUUAUGCCCAAGGCCUGGUGCACACAGUGAGGUGUGAGAGACCUUGUCCUUGAGACUAACAGCAAUCAGGGUUUCACUGAGACAGUUAACCACCACCGUGCUGUCUCACACCAGGCGUACAGACACCCAGUUCAGUAGACCCAGUUCUUAGUUGCAUGAGUGUGAGUCAAUCAUCUUACCCCAUAAAUAGCAAGCAGCCCCAGAACCCCUUGGAGAGUUCUUGCUAGCAGCAGGCUGCGCACCAGCAUCACCCCUUGAGUAGGGACACCCAGGGAGGUUACUAAACGUGUGCACAGAAAUUCACCAGGAUGUGGUGAUCCCUUAAUGACCGGUCAUUGGUAAGUGAGUUACUGUUUUUGAGCUGUACUGGCUUUGCUAAGAUUUGAGCUUAUAUUCAUUGUGCACCUCCCACCCUCUGUGUAGCAAACAGUCAAGGAUAUUCAGCCAUUUCAAAUCUUGUUAAGUUACUGUAAUCAUUGUUCAAAUUACCAUCUUAGAUCUAUUUAUAUCAAUAAAUAUAUUUCUACCUUCUUCUUACAAGUGAAGUGCACAGUGCUUUGUUCUUCUUCCAUGACAGACUUUAUUAUAAAAAUAAGGGCUUUGAAUUUUACACUAUUGUGCUGUAGUUCCUUCCACAGAUUUUCAUCUGGCUCUGCAGGCAGGUGAUGUCCAACACGGUACAAAUGUUGGUGUUAUUUCUAUAUGCUUCUUCCUGUUUUCUGUUGUGAUGGUUCAGGCUGUACUGUACAGUGAGUGGUUGAUCUGUUUUGCCCUGUGCAAUGUGCAUUUCACUCCUUCAGCCUCUAGGGAGACAAGGAGAAAUGAAGGGACACGCUACUGAUUUAGGAAGAGCACUGUGUGAAUUGAGCAGAAGUAAGAUGCAGUGUUUUCUACUCCUACUGAGAGUUUUCAAAUGUAGUUCUGUCAGGAGCUAUGGAGCAAUGCUCAGUUCCAGUUACCUGUUGGAUGGCAGGCUGGAAAUAACAGAGUUACACAAAUGGGGAAUUUUAGGCAAAGCCACCUGGCUCUAGCAUUGGAUAGACAUACGAAAUUGUAGCGGAACUGGAGGUGCUUAGUGCUGAAACGUAUGUAAGAAUGCAGAUUAAGAUGAUAAAAUAUAUUCUUCCCUCUAAGAAAGAGGGUUGUUGAGCUAGCGUUGUUACUGGUAUACAGCUACAGGUUUUCUUUUUUGCAUUUCUGCCCAUCUGACUUCAUCUUCUAGUUAAUAGACAUGUUUCUUGGUUGUGUUAAAUGUUUGUUUCAUGAUUAACUUGCCUAGAAAUCAUGCCAUUUGCUGUGACAUAAUGCUCAGGUGUAAGAUAAUCAGGUUAGCAAACGUUUGCACUUCUGCCAUGCAGAUGAGUGUCCGUAAAGCUUUGCAUCUGACGUGCACCCUUCCCAUGCAGUGGGUCACUGAGUGAAUACUGAAGCACACAAGUGCUUUGUGGGCACAAAAGAAAAUGAGUACAACAGAUUUUCUGCGAUUUUUAAGCACAACUUUCAGCAUUACCCAGAGGAAGUCCUUUGGCUGUCGCCAUCUGUGCUGGCACAAGCAUUUUUGAAACAGGGUUCAGAUAAGAACGUGAGCAGGUGGAUGGAUUAAAAACUGUUGGGUGCGUGCUGUGCAGCGUGGUCUGCUGGGCUCUGAGACCCUGUGGUGUCUCACUGGAGGUCUGCAAUGGAUCAUAGAUGGUCUGGUCACUACCUGGUAAGUAGGGACACAGCCUGGCCACAUCUUCUGCUGGGCUUUGCAGCGGGAAUUUGCUCCAGGGGGAUGUGUAGUGUGGGGUAGGAGUGAGCAAGUGGCCGUGGCUUCUUGGGAUCGUGCAGGCUAAUUGUGGUUUAAUUAUGUGUGGAAACCAUAGCCAAGGUAUCCAGAAUGCUCACAAGGCUUUCAAAAUUGGACAGUGGUACUGUCUGGAAGCAGCCAACCUGUUGAAGUAGUGUAGUCAGAAGGAGCAGGAGGUGAUAGUCUAGCUGUGCUCAGCUCUGGAGAGGUCUUGAGUACUGUGUUCAGUUUUUGGCCCCUCACUAUAAGAAAGACGUGGAGGCCCUGGAGAGCAUUCAGAGAAGGGCAGUGGACCUGUGAGGGGUUCUGCAGCACAAGUCCUACGAGAAGCAGCUGAGGGAACUGAGGAUUGGAAGCAUCAACUGCACCCCUGGGCCUUGUGGGCAGCCCUGAGCCUGCCCUGGGCUCUGUGUGCACGGUAUGGGCCAUAUGCAGCCAGCAGAUCAUUUUCCUUCUUGGAGGCUGGAUUUUAUUGCAGUAACUGACAUGCUAAUGAACGAACUCAUAAUUAAUGUCAAUGAGAAUGUAACUCACUCGUUAUUAACUAACAUAGUGAUCUUGAAAGAAGUGCGUGGGGAUUUGUGUCGUCGUGUAAUGAAGACUGAGUGUGGAAAAUUGAAGAUAGAACAGGAAAAAUCACAGAAAACUAACAACUGGGGAAGCGUGUACAGGAAUUUACAGCAUUAAUUGUAGAAAUAAGAACUGCAGAGCUCAUGGGUGCAGCAGGUGAAUAAGCUCUGUGCAACAUCUGCCCCCAUCACAGAGGUGCAGUGUGAUGAGUUCAUUUGUCUGAGCAAAGGAAAGCCUCGGAUCCUGAAGGAAGCUGGGGAUGUGGAGCUGGGAUGCUUGUGGUGUUGUCUUACUUUCAGCUGGUAACAAAGAGGAGGUUUUGCAUGCUGUUGCUUGUAAAAAUGAGGCUUGCAUAGAAUGCUUGCUCUGAUUACUUCCUCUAUCUUCUUUACUUCCAUAAACACUGACUUCCAAUUUGAGGUGCCAGAAAGUGUGCACUAUAGGGCACAGUAAAAAGCGUUUGCCAUUACAGUAUGUUGUAGAUCAGUAAAAUAAAGCCCCAAAUGCUUUGCUAAAGCAUAUCGUUUGCUUGGGCACCAAUCCUUUGGGGAAGUCCCUAGAUCUACUAGUUAUGCUCCUAAGGAAAACGUGUUUCAGAAGCAACUGCCUGUGUUCUGGUGCAUGUUCUUUCUUUCAUCUUUUCUCCUCAGAUUUGGAGAACAUUGCUACGGUUGCUAUGAUCCCACCUGUUUCCUCUUUUUCCUCCUGCUUCCCUGCACACCCAAUUUUAUGUGUGCCAAUGGAAAGAGCUUAACGCGCUUUCCUUCUUGGAGCUUUUCUUAUCAAAUUUAAGCUUUUCAGGCAUGAUAAAAUGCUUCUGCAGUUAGGGAAUUGAGUGGGACUCAAAAAUAAUCUUUUUCUUGUUGUCCGAGGAUUAUUCUGGUGUUACUGCUCUUGAAUGCAGACAACACUGAAGAUGAAACAAUGCUAUUUGCACAUCAGUGUGCACUCACUGCAACCAAAAAUUUUGAGAAAUUAACUAGCAGCACUGAAUGAGCACACACAGCAGAUAAUGUGUUCAGAAUCCUGUAGUCUGGAGAGAAAGAUUGCUCAGUCCACCUUCCUCAAGAUUUCAGACCAAGGUUUUCAGAAGAAAAGCUCCUGCUCCCCCUGGCCCAUUGCAUCCACAGCACUUGAAGGGCAAACUGAAUUUGUGUGUUUGAGCCCCCAGUGCUGUGUGGCCCUGCAAGGCUGUAGGGCUGUGGGCUUUUGCAACUAAAGUGCUUGCUUAGGAAUAUAGGAUCCAAAGCUGCAGUGGGCUCAGAGGUGUUAGCGUGGUUUGUGAUGAUCUUUCAGGCCUGUUUGAUGCAAGCCUGUUCCUUGGGGAGACCUCACCAGGUUGGACUUCUGGCUGCUUGGCCAGUAUAUGCUUGUCCUGACAGCUGGGUCAUGGGCAUGGUGCAUGAGGCAGCAGGCAUCUUCCUCUCCUUCUCACAAGGACACCUUCUCAUUUAGAUAGCUACCAGUCACAGUGUUGUUUUGCUCAGCGGGUGACACAGCCCACUGCUACCAUAAUCUUGCUGUGGUCCAUCACAGUCUUCAGCUUUGCUUUCUUCCCCUGAGAAUCUGCAGAAACAAUCCAGCCCCAUAUGACAAAGUGCCUCCUGCACCUUAAGUCCAAGGAUUAAAAUUAACCCAAGUCUGGGAACUGCAGGACACAUUCCUAAUGCGCGCUGCUGCUCUUCUGUGGGAGAGAAAUAGCUGGCACAGAUCAUCUGCAGCACAAAUCUCUGAAAUAAGUUCUGCAGAAUUAAAAUUCAGGUGAGGGUUAUGCAGAUUGCCUUAUUUGAAUAUUGAAAUCUUCUUUAGCUUUUUGAUGACUGCUUUAUCAUUGUUUUCCAUAUAUAUGCAAUGAUGCUCAUUUACAGCCUUUCCCCAAUCAGUUAUACAGCAAAUACCACUGCUAUAAAUAAAAUGUCAUUUGCAGGAGACAGAGUUUUGUAAGUUAAAUGAGGAGGAAAUAUUCCCUUUGAAGAAAUGUUAGCCAUGAUCAGUUCGUUUCUGUGCUGGAUUAUUAAAAGGGGUGGGUGAAGUGGCUAUUCCCUGCUCUCCUUCCUUGAUGCUGGUCAGGGGAUACUGGCUUCUUUUUUUUUUGGUAGUGUUUCAGGAAGAUUGUCUAAAAAAAGAAGUCUCUGACCACUUCUUUGUGUGCAGCUCAGCCAGGGACAGUGGUCUGCUCCCAGCAAGGUGCAGAGUUGUUUGUCACUGGCCCUGGCCGUGCCCUCACAUCUCCCCUGCCACGGCUGCCCUCCGAGUCCUGCCAUCAGCCUGUUCUUCUGUGCAGCAAAGAAGCUAUUAGUGCUCUUUUUCUCUUACUCUCUUUGUUUUCUCAGCCAGGUCAUACUUUGGCUUUUUUGGUUCUUUCUCCUUACUAUGCAUGCUGACCACUAAAUAAUUCAGAAUUGUUGGCCAGGAGAUAUGUCUAUCUAGAUAUUCAGUAUCACCAUCUCUGCUGGUAGUAUUUCAGUAGCGUCAGUAAAGUUAUAUUUGUCACUGCUGGGCAAAAGCAGAAGUGGUGCUUCAGGUCAUAACAGCAAAAAUAAGGGCACGAGUCACGCAGCCACUCAUCAGCCCCUGAGCUGCUCCCGAUCAUCAUUCUGCCAUGGGCUUCCCUGCAACUUCCCUGCAGGGAAAUCGCUUCACUUCCUCAGCAGCUUGCCCUCAUUUACGUGGGAAUGGUAAAUGCGCUGUGCUGGUGAACCUUGUGGGGUCGUUUUUAAAGUUAGACUCAGGGCUUCUGGCUUCUUCAGACACUGAGAAAUUUCCUCAGCAGUGCUGGCUUUGAAAGAUAUAGAGCAGCCCAGGUCGGAAUUCAUGUCUUGGUAGCAAAACUGCAGCUGUUUGAGUGCAGGAAAUUCUAUAAAACAGGAUGGGGGCUAGGUAAGGAGAAGAGCAGGAAACUCAAACUGCAGGGAAGCUGCUUCCAGCCCUCUUUUUGUUCAAGGGUAUUUAAAUAUGCAUUGUAGGAAGUUGAAUUUUCUCUCACCUAGGAUUUCUGACUUGAUUUAACAGUCUUUUCUCAAAUAGUUGGGAUGGAAGACUUGCAUAUGUAAUAAAGAAAGGAGUUAGUACUUCCAGUGUUCACAUUUGCAGAUCUGAGUAAAGUUAUCCAAAGCCUUCAGUUGCAUUCCUCAUGGAGAUGUAUUCUCUAUUGGCCCUGCUGCAUAACAGAAUUGUGGUUUAGUUUUGGGCAUCUCCCCCCACUUGAAGAUGACAGUUUAUGGUCAUGUUUUUAAAUGAAGGAAUACCUCUGAAUAGGAAAUGAUAUGCAUUCAUGUCAAGGCCUGGUGCUUGGGCAGUACUGAGAGCUCUCCUUGCAGUGACCAUCACCUGGUCACCAUGGGACCAUCUCCUUGCAGGAGAACAUAACACCUUAGCUUUCAGCUUCUGCAGACAUCUGCUCUGUGCUGACACAUUGGUCCCUUUUCUCCCUGUGCAGCACCAUCUCGCAGCAGUCUCUUGCAGGGCUGCCCUGCCCAUUGCACUGUUAUUUCAUCCCACUCCACUACAGCUGUAGCCAUAAGACACUGCCAUUCACAGUGAUGAAACACAGUGAGAUUAAGCUGUAAAAAUAAAACCUGAGGCACAGAAGUCCUGAAGUAACACUGAGCCCCAAAGCCUGAUUCUGUCAGGAAUGCAGCUCAGCAAGCCUGGCAUCCUGACCCUGGGGAGUUUGUAGUCUCCUUUACUCCUGGGUCUCAUCUGAACCAAAGAGCUGCUUGUUGGCACUUCUGGAAGCAUGGCCUGAGCUUCACAGGUCUGGGUGGUGAGAGCUUCAUACAGUGUGCAGGGAGUGCUGGUGUGGCUGGCUCCUUCUGAAAGCUCCUUCUGCUUACCCUGUCCCAAACACAUCAGCCAAAGGCUUCAGCACUUGAGGCCAGUUGAUAGGUUGAGGGUUAGCUCUUGGUUGGAGGUGGUACCCAAUGCUUGCUGGGGGAAAUGGUGCUUGGUUUCACACCAGGUGUGGUUUCAUUCCCUUUGUUUUGUGAGCUGUGCUUGCUGCCAGGUAAGCUCACAGAGAAAACCGUGACUUAGGAAUUUGUUUUGGUCCAGCUCUAUGUGAUGAGUGAUUUUGGUAGAGCAGCGCAGUUUCCUAUUGCAUCUGCAGCUCUUACAAAUGUGUGUUGUUUUUUGGGUUUUUUGUUGUUAUUUUUUUUUUAGUGCUGCUGCUUGUUAAGAAAGGCUCUCUGACAGCAGUUAGACAGAUGGAACUGCAAGUCAGCAUAAUUGUGAACUCAAAAACAAAUCAGUUGGGCGUUAGCGUGCUUAAAAACAAAUAAUAUGUUCUUAGUUCACUUAUUUUAAAUUGAAAUGAUUUAAACUGAAUACAGUACAAAGCCUACAAAGUUAGAGACCACCUACUUUCUAUCUUACUUUUCAAACUACUGCGAAUUGGAUUUACUUGGUUACUUGCUCAAACCAAGACUGUAAGAAGUGUGAAUGAAGUGCUACUUCCUUUGUUGCCCCCAAAUAUCAGUGCCAGUAUUUUUAAGAUACAAACCUAAUGCUUAACUCCAGAUUCUGUUUUUAAACCCAGAUCUAGAAGAGUGUUGCUCACAAGCAGUAAGCACCAGAGUGUGCCUAUUGAAGUGGAGUUGAUGAGUUCUGUGACUGGGUGUCAGUAUGUAAAUAGGUAGGUUUAGUUCCUAAGCUUUAAACCUCUGCAGUAUUGGGGUGAAGGGAAAUAAGUGUCCUAGGUGAUGAGACCUGAGUGGUUGUGCUGGUGUCUGGGGAAGAGCUGUUCUUUCUGUGUGUAGCUGGUUGUUUGGAAGCUCUUCUUAGAAACGGGUAUAAUUUUUUUUUGUAUCAUAUACUAUUUCAGUGACAUGACAAAUGAAGUAUGCUUUCAAUACCUGAAAACAUUUUAUGUGAUUGACUUUUUUAUUUUUCAAGUCAGAUUUGCAGGGUACCUUCCUUCCCUUUCCAUUUCUUUCUCCUUUCAUUGCUCUGCUGUCUGUAGUGGUGACAUCCAUUAGGUGGUAAAAGUUCAGCUUCUCCAGAGUGAGGAGUUUGGCUUCAGCAAAGGCUUUGGGAGAUGCUGCAGGGUUUUUCCCUUUGCAUGGUGUGAGUGUCCUGCUAAGAUCUUGUUCAAAGACUUUCCUAUAACAUAUGCACAGAAUAUAUGAGUUGGCAAAGAGGACCUGUUUGAAUAAAUAGAGCCUUUUAGCAGUGUUAUGGAGGUAUUUAUUGUAAUUUAGUUAAAACUGCACUGACCUUCACAUUUACCUGCAGGACUGACAUCUCUCAUGCAUUGAAAAUUACUUUCCAAAUCUGUUCUAACAGAUAUAUUUUUGCAGAUUUCUCCAGUAUUGUUUGUUAGUGUGUUAGUUGUCUAAAAUAUGUGUGCAAUUAAUGUAUUUUUUGGUUUGGAACAACUUUCACACAGUGGAUAUCUGAGUUUAAUGUCCUUAGUUGUGUCUAUCUGCUGCUACUUUGUCUUCUACCACUUAGCAGUGGAAUUGCUAGCCCUUGGCUCCACAGACAGGACCUGGCUUGCUUUUUACUCUGGGAGCUAGUAGCUGUUGCAGCAAGGUGCUCUCACAGCCUCUGCCUGGUUGCUGUCUAGGUCUCUAUCUGGCAUAUCUCAAAUCCCAUCCAUUGUUUUCAUGCUGUAAUAUGGAUGGUACAGAGUCUUCAGUUAAAACUGAGAAGUCUGUUCUGCCUUGUUUCUUUGCUUGGCCACUAACUGCCAGUAUUCCUGUAGCCAGUAUGCAGGAGAAAGUAGCUGGAGAAGGCAGAGGAAUGCUAGAGUGGGUAGCACAGCAUGGGCUGGAAGAGCAGAUCUCAGCAUUUGUUUAGUUGGAGCUGAGUGCUUCAAUGUUUAUUAACCAGGCUUCCCAGUUUUAAGUGCAUUAUGUGUCCAGAGGAACUGCUGUAAGCCCUAAUUGCUAUUGAUGUUUACAUUCUGUGUUCUUUCUAGGACAUCUUUGCUCCAUUUGUAUUUUCCCAGGAAUUUCUACAGAAACACAAGUGAGUGAGGUUUGUGUUCUUUAAAUGCGCUUCCUUGGAGGAGUCUCAGUGUUGCUGUUGCGGUGGUGUGAUGGACAACUUGGAGCUGGCUUGUACUUGAAUGGAUUGAAUGGAGGACACACAGAAGGGAUCCCUUCAUGAAUGUCCUGGCUGCCAGCAGGAUUUAAAGUGGGAGGCAACUCAUGACCACUAAACUGUGACAGUUUUGGAUUCUCUUGCUUCUGGCUACUUGGAAUAACCAUUGGGCUGCUGUGGAGAUGAAUGGAGAACAGCGGCAUGAUGCAGAUGCUGGUUCUGGUGUGGAAGACAUGGAAUUCAGUUGGGAUGAGUAUCUAGAAGACACAGGAGCGGUUGCAGCCCCUCAUGGGUCUUUUAAACAUGUGGACACAAGUUUGCAGAAUGGUUUUGCACCCGGUAUGAAGCUAGAGGUUGCUGUCAAGUCUGACCAAAACACCUAUUGGGUGGCCACCAUCAUCACUACCUGCGGGCAGCUGCUCCUGUUGCGCUACGAUGGUUACGGGGAGGAUCGCAAGGCUGACUUCUGGUGUGACAUCAUGACAGCUGACUUGCACCCCAUAGGCUGGUGUGAGCAGAACGAGAAGGUUCUCAAAGUGCCUGAAGGUAUCAAAGACAAGAUACCUGACCAGGAGGAAUUCCUUCAGCAAGUGCUGAAAGGAGCAUGCAGUGCCCCUGCUAACCUGCUGGAGGGGCUUCACAGAGGGAAAAAUCCAUUGGAUCUCAUUGCACCAGGCUCCCGACUAGAGCUCCAGAAUUCCCGGGAUGCCCUGGAGGCCUGGAUUGUCAAUGUGGUAGAAAAUGUUGGUGGGAGACUCAAGUUGCGAUAUGAAGGGCUGGAGGAUUCUGACAAAUUUGACCAGUGGAUAUUUUACUUGGACCCUUUCCUUCAUCAAGUGGGAUGGGCAACUCAAAAUGGAUAUAACCUGCAACCGCCUUUAGCCAUUAGGUCUUUGAAAAGUGAAGCAGAUUGGCAAGAAAUCCUGAAGAAGGUAAAAAAGGAGGAAGAGGAGUCAUCAGUUCCUACAGAUCUCUUUAAGGAUAAACCUGUGAUUGGAGUGCAUUCAUUCUCUGAAGGCAUGAAGUUAGAAGCUGUGGACCCAACGGCUCCCUUUGUAAUCUCUCCUGCCACGGUUCUCAAGGUGUACAAUGAAAAAUAUUUCAUGAUAGAAAUUGAUGACUUGAGGCCAGAGCGUGCAAGCAGCCAGUCUUACAUUUGCCAUGUCAACAGUGCUGGGAUUUUCCCGGUGCAGUGGAGUCUGAAGAAUGGCAUACAUCUCAGUCCCCCACCAGGUUAUCCUGGGCAGGACUUUGAUUGGGCAGACUACCUCAAACAGUGUGGUGCUGAGGCAGCUCCCCAGAGCUGCUUCCCUUCGUUAACUUCUGACCAUGGAUUUAAGGAGAAUAUGAAACUUGAGGCUGUGAACCCAGUUGAUCCUGAGGAAGUUUGCAUUGCUACAAUCACCAAGUUGAGAGAUUCCUACCUCUGGCUUCAGCUGGAGGGCUCCAAGAAACCCAUCCCUGACUGCAUUGUGAGUGUGGAAUCGAUGAAUAUAUUUCCAGUGGGCUGGUGUGAGACGAAUGGAUAUCAGCUCAGACCUCCUUGCAAAGCAAUAGUAAAUAAACAGAAAAAGAUUGCAGUAGUUCAACCAGAGAAGCAAAUUUUGUCUUCAAGGACAGUUCAUGAUGGACUAAAGAACCAGGAACUGAACUCUUCAGAUUCAGUGGUAAUUAAUGGAAAGUAUUGCUGCCCAAAGAUCUACUUCAACCACCGGUGCUUCUCAGGGCCUUACCUUAACAAGGGCAGGAUUGCAGAGCUUCCUCAGUCUGUGGGACCUGGCAACUGUGUUCUCGUUCUGAAAGAGGUUCUCACUUUAUUGAUCAAUGCAGCGUACAAACCCAGCCGUGUCCUGCGAGAGCUGCAGUUGGAUGAAGAAGCUGCAUGGCAUGGGCAUGGAGAGACCCUAAAAGCCAAGUACAAAGGGAAGAGCUACCGAGCAACUGUGGAAGUUGUGAGGACAGCAGAUCGAGUGGCAGAUUUCUGCAGGAAAACAUGCAUCAAGCUGGAAUGUUGUCCGAACCUUUUUGGCCCUCAGAUGGUGCUGGAUAAGUGUUCAGAGAACUGCUCUGUCCUGACAAAGACUAAAUACACACACUAUUAUGGAAAGCGGAAAAACAAGCGGAUAGGUAGGCCUCCGGGUGGCCACAGUAACUUGGAAGUAGCCAUGAAGAAACCAAAUAAAAGACGGAAGAAACGAAAACAUUUUUUUGUUCAUAAGAAAAAACGUUCUUCUACUUCAGUGGAUAACACUCCAGCUGGAUCUCCCCAGGGCAGUGGAGGAGAAGACGAGGAUGACCAGGAUGAGGUAGAUGAAGAAUCUCUGAGUGAGGAUAGUACAUCCGAGCAGCAAGAUGAAUUGCUUGAGGAAUCAGAGGUAUCAGAGAAAAAAUCACUGUCAUCCUCUCCUACACAGAGUGAGCUGUCUCAUUCUCUGACUCAGGACCAAGACAAGAGGAAGAGGAAGCUUAGGACCUUUUCUUUUUCCGAUGAUGAAAAUAAGCCUCCUUCACCAAAGGAAAUAAAGAUUGAAGUUGCUGAAAAGCUGCAGCUGGACAGUAACCCUCUGGAAUGGAGCGUGGCUGACGUCGUGCGAUUCCUCAAAUCCACUGACUGUGCACCGCUGGCAAGAAUUUUCCUCGACCAGGAAAUUGACGGCCAGGCACUGCUACUGCUGACCCUGCCGACCGUUCAGGAGUGUAUGGACUUGAAACUUGGGCCAGCUAUUAAACUUUGCCAUCACAUUGAAAGGGUUAAACUUGCUUUUUACCAGCAGUUCGCUAACUGAGAAGCGGUCAAGUUGAAGCAGACCUUUUGAAGCACAACCAUGCUCCUUUCUCUCUAUCAAGGAAAGCCAAAUAAAGCUGAACUGGCAACCCAGGAGCAUGAGUCAACCUCCAUUUUUCACUUUGGAGAAAAGACAACAUCUGGAGGAAAAUGCCAGUGCAAAAACAGGGGCUACUCUACCAGCUGCCAGCUUGGGAACACAAUAGUCUCUUGCUCUAUGGUUCCCUUUUUUUAAUGUAUUUUUUAAUGAUUACAGAAGAGUCUCCUCUGGUGGGAAGUGACAUUUCAAUAGUUCUGUCGGCACAGAACUUUAAAAGGAGAAACGAAUCCUGUUUACGUUCGCAUGCAGGCUGCCAGAAAUAACCUUUCUAUAUUCCUGGUGAUUCACAGAAUCUCCAUCCCUCCCCGUGGACGGACACUUGCUUUACCACAGCACUGGCUUUGGAAUGUGCUUGGUGCACAUUCGUUUGUUAAUGUUGAGUAUUUUGAUGAAUUUGUUCAUUGUUAGGACAGCAAUGUGACCACAAGGUUCUGAAUGUACAGUAUAGCAAGAGUGUGAUUUGUUUCUUGUUUUGUUCAGGGUUGUUGUUUGGUUUUUUUUGUCUCUGUUGGGUUUUUGUUUUGUCUUUUUGUUUUGUUUUUACUACCUCUGUGGCCUGAACAGUAGAAAUGAUGAACUAGAAAGGGAGGGAACUACUUGUGGACAACUCAUAGCACAGCAGUUUCUCUUCUGUAGGCAUGUCAGAAAUACAAAGCAGUAUAAGCAUACAGAGCUUCUGUUCCAGAACUUAAGUGGAAACCUGUGCAGGCUGAACUUGGAUGUUACUUUAUUCUGAGGUGUCAGAAAAUGAUUAUUUUGCACUUCUCUUACAGAUGGACAGUGGUGGGGGGGGAGGGGUGGGUGAAAGG
This is a messenger RNA of Phasianus colchicus (ring-necked pheasant), 15839 nucleotides long. Lineage: Eukaryota; Metazoa; Chordata; Aves; Galliformes; Phasianidae. The record is from RefSeq and is a predicted model, not a curated record.